This is a messenger RNA of Trichoderma asperellum CBS 433.97, 246 nucleotides long. RefSeq lists its product as uncharacterized. The record is from RefSeq and is a predicted model, not a curated record. NCBI's taxonomy places the organism in Eukaryota, Fungi, Ascomycota, Sordariomycetes, Hypocreales, Hypocreaceae.
AUGCCUCUCGUCGUGCCCGGCAUCAUGACCAGCCCCGAGGACAAGACCCAGGAAUGGGCCAACAAGCUCGUCGGAAAGACCUUUUCCGAGACUGAAUCCAACGAGACUAUGUUCUGCAAGCGGGACUUGCCGGAGACGCAUCGCAUCAUCAAGCCCGGCCAGCCUGUGACCAGAGACUUUAGGCCAGAGAGACUGAAUGUGCAUUUGAAGGAGGAUGGCACGGUGUCGCAUGUCGUUCACGGGUAG